CCCCUGAAUACAGAGUAAAUUAGGGAUUUUUUUUUUUAAUGAAACUAACUUGAGUUCACUGGAAACCCUUAUUUGGCACACACAUCUGGCUGUUUCACAGAAAUUUCAACUUUGCAAAAAACGCUGGAAUUGAUUUCUCGUCACAGGAAAGCUGUUAGUUGUUGUCGAUCAACAGAAGUCUUAACACAGACAGGAGCAGAGAAGUUUCCUGUUGAGACUUAUUCAAAGAAAACCCCAAAGGAGAACUCUGAGAACUCAUUUGGGGAUGAAGCUGCCAGUGCAAAAGGGUACUAUUUACAUACAUCUACUGAUCAACAGAUGCAAGAGGAUUUUUCUCCGGACUCCUGUGGCUCGUGGGAUGGGGAUCUGGCUCCAAGGAGUGCAGCUGCCACUCCUGCUGCUGCUCUGUGGUCUGCAGACACACACCGGGAGUGCUGAGGUUGCAGCUGAAAUUGCCUUUGAUUUGGCGCCAGAUUCCUUUGAUGAUCAGUACCAAGGCUGUAGCGAACAGGUCAUGAAGGAGCUAAAUCAAGGAGAUUAUUUCAGAAAGGAACUAGAUACCCAUAAGAAUUACUCCAAGGUGUGGCACAAAGCCCACUUAACCUGGCUGAACCAAGCAAAAGAUCUCCCCAAGGACAUGACAACAACACAUGCUGUGGCUCUCCUGGUUUACACAUUGAAUAACAAUAUGCGCUCUGACUUUUCUAAUGCCAUGGCCACUGCUGCCAGGUCUCCUCAGCAGUAUAGACAUUCAUUCCAUUUCAAAUACCUACACUACUACCUGACCUCAGCAAUCCAGCUGCUGAGGAAAGAGAUCCUUGUGAAGAAUGGUACCUUGUGUUAUGAGGUGCAUCAUAGCAUGAAGGAGGUCAACUUCAAAGCCCACAUAGGUGCCACCAUUCGAUUUGGCCAAUUCAUUUCCAUCCCCUUCCCGAAAGAAGAGACACAGAAGUUUGGGAGUCAAACGCUGUUUACCAUAUUUACCUGCAUGGGUGUACCUGUACAAGACUUCUCCCUCAAGAAGGAAGUCCUAAUCCCUCCAUAUGAAUUUUUUGAAGUGGUAAAUACCAGCUACCAUCCAAAAGGAAAUUGGUUGCAAUUGCAGUCUGCUGGAAACCUAAGCACAUAUAACUGCCAGCUGCUUAAAGAUUCCAGCAAGAAGUGCAUCCCUGCUCCUAUAGUUAUUGCUUCUCUCUCCUUUUUGGCCAGUGUUAUCAUCUCUUCCAAAAGCAGAGUGCAAGGGAAUCCUGAGGCUCUUUUUUAAAUGUACAUAUGUAAAUGAAAACUUGUGUUGGUUUUUGCUAAUAAUGGGAAGUUGUUUACUGGAAAGGAUGAUUCUCUGAUGCUUCCGCUGAAACCAGAGCAUGGUCUUCUCUUGGCUAGUUCUGUUUUGCCUUCCCCAUACCCAUUUGCCUUUCCCAUUCAGAGCACCCUGAAUACCCCUGGGGAAUCACUCUGCCCACCUUUCAUUUGAUACACAGCUGUUUCGGAUCACUGCCUAUCAGUUGGCCUAUCACUCAGAUCUUAGCCAUUUCAGCAUAUUUCUUCAUGAAAACAGAAGUUUAUGUUGGACUAGAAAAUAGCCCAGGGAUAGCUUAUGAGGUAUAUCAGGGUACUUUUUAGACACUUGUUUUGGGAGUAGGAGAGGGACCUCUAUUUUGAAUGGAGUAAGUAUGAACUUAAAGAUGCUAGAAGUUAUCUUACCACCAAAGAGGGGACCCCCAACUCCCUGAGAAAGCAGCUAACACAAUUAAGGAAGAGGUGAGAAAUGAAAAGAAAGUGAGACCAAAUGAGAAUGUAUGACCCUCUAGAUUCAUCUGGGUCUGAAGCUGAGUACCGAAAGUUUUUUCUUCACAUUAAAUCCAUAAGUUAUAUUUUGCUUACAUAAUUUGAAUUACGUAGUCUAUCUCAAACCAUUGAAAGAAUUCUGAUGAAUACAGGUUCCCUGCACUUUUUUAAAAUUUAAUGAUCCUAAAUAGGAACAACUCAAAGAAGACUGAGUUAUGAAGCAAAGAACAAACUCAUGAUCAAAUGGAAAAGCUUUGAGCCCCAGAGACCUAACCAAAGUGUGAAUUUUCUUCAGAGAUUUUCAUCAGAAUUCAAGAUCAAACUAUUUUGGUCUCAUAUGGGAAGAAACACAGAAUCCUGAGCAAUAAAAGAGAAAGGUAAUGAAAUAUGUUAGUGAAAUGUCAUUCAUUGCCAGUUAACAGGGUGGUAGAUACAAGCUCCUAAAGUACUUACCAAAAAAAAAAAAAAAAA
This is a messenger RNA of Marmota flaviventris (yellow-bellied marmot), 2259 nucleotides long. NCBI's taxonomy places the organism in Eukaryota, Metazoa, Chordata, Mammalia, Rodentia, Sciuridae. The record is from RefSeq and is a predicted model, not a curated record.